Ipomoea triloba (trilobed morning glory) is the source of this 1273-nucleotide messenger RNA. Its product is annotated as tyrosine-protein phosphatase RLPH2-like. The transcript has 4 exons. The record is from RefSeq and is a predicted model, not a curated record. Gene Ontology annotation, molecular function: hydrolase activity. The coding region runs from base 138 to 1106 and encodes 322 amino acids. Lineage: Eukaryota; Viridiplantae; Streptophyta; Magnoliopsida; Solanales; Convolvulaceae.
AAUUCUGCAAUCGUAGCUGGUGUUUGAGGACUAAUUUGAGUCACAAACAUGAAUCAAAUAUCAUCCCAUUUCUUCAUCACCGGUAAGUCGGUAACCGAAAGCUAUACAUACACACAGACUAAUAGAUACAGAGAGAGAUGCAAGGCGGAAAGGACAGUGUUGAAAACCCCAACGCCACAAAACCCAGGGUGGUGUGUUGCAUAGGAGACAUCCACGGCUACAUAGCCAAGCUCCAAAACCUCUGGUCCAAUCUCGAAUCCCUCAUUGACCCAUCGGAUUUCAAAUCUGCCCUAAUCAUUUUCUUGGGCGAUUACUGCGACAGAGGACCAGACACCGGGCGAGUGUUGGAUUUCUUGAUUUCCUUACCCUCAAAGUAUCCAAAUCAGUCCCACGUUUUCCUAUGCGGGAAUCACGAUCUUGCCUUCGCUGCAUUCCUGGGCGUCCUCCCUAAACCCCCGGACGGCUCCGCUUUCGCCGACACGUGGAAGGAGUUUGAGAUGAGUGAGGAGAGGGAAGGGUGGUAUAAGGGCGAGGGGUAUGAGAAUAUGCAUGUUCAGGGGAGGCGGUGGGCUGGGAAACACACUGUUGCCUUCAAUGUUGUGAAAGGGACUAGCUAUCAAGGAUCCAUUUAUGAUGCCGGACCGACAUUUGAGUCUUAUGGAGUUCCCCAUGGCUCUGCAGAUCUGAUGAAGGCAGUUCCUGAUGAGCACAAGAAGUUUCUUGCUGAUACAGUAUGGAUACAUGAAGAGGAUAACGUCUCCAUAGAAACCAAAGAAGGAAUUCAAAAUUGCAAAUUAGUUGCUGUUCAUGCUGGUUUGGAGAAAGGCAAAGAUGUUCAAGAGCAGAUUAAAGCACUGAAAGCUAAGGAUACAAGCAUCCCUAAGGUGGCAGCUCUGAGUGGAAGGAAAGAUGUGUGGGAAAUUCCAGAGGAACUGACUAAAACUCCAACAAUUGUGGUAAGCGGUCACCAUGGGAAGCUCCACAUUGAAGGCCUCAGGCUGAUUAUAGACCAAGGUGGUGGCCUAGAAAAUAAUCCAGUUGCUGCAAUGAUACUCCCUUCAAUGAAGAUUGUUCGUGAUACAGAUUGUUUUAGUCAAGUGGCAUGACUGGUAUUAACAUGAUCUGAGUAGGGAAGGGAAAAAAAUCCUGAUCUUUGUGCAGAUGAGUGAGUUUUAAACAAUGAUUGGAUCUGUUGUUGCAUCUUUCUGUCACAACUACUAAUUAUAUUAUGAUUAAUGCUAUAAAACACAGGGUUUUAUUUUAUUUUCUUGAA